AUGGCAACUAUUGUGUUCAGUUUUUUCUUUUGCGGCGCUGUUACCCUUGCGAACUCUUUGUUCCCACCUCGGCCACAAGGACUUAGGACUCUUUCUUCGUCCCAUGUUGAUGGUGCAUCCAUAUCAUAUAAGAAAACACCGAUCUGCUCAACUCCGGACCUCGAUACCUACAGCGGCUAUGUUCAUCUUCCACCUUGUGCAGACGAUGCCCAUCCCCACCGAAGCAACUUGUUCUUCUACUACGCCAAGUCCACCAGAAACGGGACAGCUCCACUGACGAUCUACCUCGGUGGUGGUCCUGGAGCAAGCUCCAUGUCCUCCAUGGUCACUGAAAUAGGACCAUGCUCCGUGAACUCGAAUUCGAAUAGUACAUCGCCGAAUCCCUGGUCGUGGACACGCGAGUCCGACAUGCUCUUCAUCGAUCAGCCGGUUCAAACUGGAUUCUCAUAUGAUGUGCUUACGAAUGUCACAAUUGACUAUUCAACAAGCACUAUCACUCCAAUGGACCUAAAUCAGGGACUCCCGGUGGCGAACCAUACGUUCGGUGUCGGGGUGUUCGGGUCCCAGAAUGUCAACGAAACGGUUAAUUCGACAACGAAUGGUGCGAGGGCGCUGUGGGACUUUAUGGAGGUCUGGAUUAACGAAUUUCCCGAAUAUGAAUCGCCGGACAAGAAAAUACACAUUUGGACAGAAUCCUUCGGUGGACGAUACGGACCAUCCUACGCCGCAUAUAUCCUAGACCAGAAUGAGAAAAUCCGCAACAACCAAGUACCCAACACCUCAUCUCCUUCUCUGAUCAACAUCGACACACUUAGCAUCCACAACGGCUGCAGCGACAUCAUCACGCAAGGUGCCUUUUACCCCGAAUACGCAUAUAACAAUACCUACGGCAUACAGGCCAUCACUGAGACACAGUACGAAGAAGCUAAACAUAAUUUGACUAAGCCCGGCGGCUGUAUGGAUAUGGCUGUGAAAUGUCAGGCACUCGCGCAGAAGCUGGACCCGCAUAACUUCGGCAAUAAUGCGGAAGUCAAUGCUGUGUGUUCCGCUGCUGAUGAAUACUGCUAUGAAAACGUGUUAGGAGUUUAUGCCUUGUCCGGGCGCGAUGUUCAUGACCUGGCUGAGGUUCCUACUUCGACUAUGCCGCAGCCCUACUCGGAUGGCUUUUUUAAUCGAGCAUGGGUGCAGGACGCUUUGGGCGUUUCGGUGAACUUCACUGCGAAUUCCAAUGCUGUUUAUAAUGCAUUCUGGAGUACCGGAAAUGCGCUCAUCACCCGUGGAAAAGCAAUGGACGACUUUGCAUCGAUCAUGGAACGGGGUGUUAGAGUUAAUCUUAUCUAUGGCGAUCGGGACUAUCUCUGCAAUUGGAUGGGUGGCGAGAACGUCAGCUUAUCCAUCAAGCACGACCAGUCUGCGGCAUUCAGCUCCAGCGGGUAUACUGAUCUCAUUACGAAUCAAACGUACGUGGGCGGUGUUGUUCGACAACAUGGGAAUCUUUCAUUUACAAGGGUAUUUAAUGCAGGGCAUGCCGCCCCUGCCUUCCAACCUGAGACUAUGUUCCGCGUGUUCUCGCGGAUCAUGAACACAAAGGAUAUUGCAACAGGAAACGUUACUUUAACGGAGAAACGCAGGGAGACCUACAGGACCCAAGGCCCACAUUCUAGUUUUGACAGAAAGAACAAGCUCCCCCCUCCAGCAGCCCCGGUGUGCUACACCCUGGACAUGCCUACGACAUGUACAGACAAUCAAAAGGCGGCACUACUAAAUGGCACGGCCAUUGUGGAGGACUUUCUGGUCAAGUGGCCUAUCUCCUAG
Messenger RNA from Aspergillus caelatus, 1815 nucleotides. RefSeq names its product Alpha/Beta hydrolase protein. Lineage: Eukaryota; Fungi; Ascomycota; Eurotiomycetes; Eurotiales; Aspergillaceae. The coding region runs from base 1 to 1815 and encodes 604 amino acids. The transcript has 8 exons. Gene Ontology annotation, molecular function: serine-type carboxypeptidase activity. The record is from RefSeq and is a predicted model, not a curated record. Gene Ontology annotation, cellular component: fungal-type vacuole. Gene Ontology annotation, biological process: proteolysis.